UUCCACCGAGGGGUUAGGGCCAUCCCCCAUUUUUCUCACCUAGGAGGCGGCGGCGGCGUCGGCAGCUUGCGAUGUUUGGCCUCAAAAGAAACGCAGUAAUCGGACUCAACCUCUACUGUGGGGGGGCCGGGUUGGGGGCCCGCAGCGGCGGCGCCUCCUCUUCGGGAGGGCGGCUUUUGGCUUCGGGGAAGGAGGCCACGGCCCGGCGGGAGGUAGGGGGAGGGGAAGCCGGUGCGGUGAUUGGCGGAAGCGCCGGCGCGAGUACCCCGGCCACUCUCGCGCCGGACGCCCGGAGGGUCGCGCGGCCCUCGCCCAUUGGCGCCGAGGGCCCCAACGUCACCGCGACCCCCCCGAGGCUGCUGUUCUUCGAGCCCACCCGCCGCGCGUCGCCGCCUGAAGAGAUGGAAGGCCCAGCUGCCGACGCCAUCAUGUCGCCCGAAGAGGAGCUGGAUGGGUACGAGCCGGAACCUUUGGGGAAGAGGCCUGCUGUCCUGCCUUUGCUGGAGUUGGUGGGGGAGGCCAGCAGUGGCCCCUGCACGGACGGCUCACUGCCCUCGACGCCACCCCCAGCAGAGGAGGAAGAAGACGAGUUGUACCGGCAGUCCCUGGAGAUAAUCUCUCGGUACCUGCGGGAGCAGGCAACGGGCGCCAAGGACGCGAAACCACUGGGCGGGCCUGGGGCUGCCAGCCGGAAGGCGUUAGAGACCCUCCGACGGGUCGGGGACGGGGUACAGCGCAACCACGAGACGGCCUUCCAAGGAUGGGUUUGUGGAGUUCUUCCAUGUAGAGGACCUAGAAGGUGGCAUCAGAAAUGUGCUGCUGGCUUUUGCAGGUGUUGCUGGAGUAGGAGCUGGUUUGGCAUAUCUAAUAAGAUAGCCUUUUAAGUGCAAUAACUGACUUUUAACCAACCCCAUGCAACAAAAACAUGUGUGACUGCUGUGAAAUCAAAUGUAUUUAUGAAGUUGGACUUUGAGCUGUCCAGGCUGUAACCUCCGAGAGUUCUCCAGCAACGUAGAACAGCAAGUGGCAAGAGGAUUAUGGCUAACGGGAAUAAAUACAUGGGAAAAGUAGUCCCCCUUGAAGAGUCACUGUCUAAAAGAAGCAAAGUUCAGUUUCAGCAACAGGCAAACUUUGGGAGGCCAUGGAGAAGAACUUUUAGAUUUAGUGAAGAUGGUAGGGUUGAAGAAACUUAAUUUCCUUGUCUAGAACAGGAGAGUGGCCAGUAACCAGGCUAGUCAUAGAGUCCAUUAAAUAUGUCCACUGAAUUCAUUAACUUCUUAAAGUGUUACAAGAGAAGCACUAACAAUGGCAUUGAUCUAUAUAAAAUGGAUUUAAGCUACAGGUAAUAGAAUAUGACUAGAAGCCUCAGUACUGUACAACAGAGUGUGAAGGGAAGCUUUUUCUCUGCAAUUAGCCUUCCCAGGUAUACUUCUUGAAUGGAAAGUCCCAAGUGUUCAGGACUUUUAUACCUGUUCUACUUUGGCUUGGUUGAGUGGUUUAGUUUAUUAGCCUAGUAAUGGCCAAGAAUACUUGACUUAAGGCUCAAUAAUCACAGUUGCAAAUAUGAGAAUAUCCUCAAUUUUUAAGGCAAAAACAACUUGUAAAUGUAUUGUCUGUAAAAAUUGUAUAUAUUUUUACAGAAAGUCUAUUUCUUUGAAAUGUAAAGGGAUGAAGAGUCUCGAAGUACAUUAGUUUUUUCAUACCCGUUUGAAAUUUACAACUUCUGUAGUUAGGAAUCUAUUUCUUACAGCUUUUCUAUUCUAAAUUUUGUCUUGGUCAGUUGUAGAUUGUAUACAGAACCAAUUGGUGUAGUUGUACACAACUUGGUUGUAAUGGAACAAUACUGAUUCAUAACUAUGCAGACUUUAAUUUUCCUAUCUGGUUGGUAAGUAUUCCUCAGUUUUUGUUUUUGUUUUUUUAAACUUGGGAUUGAGAAAUUGAGGAGUGGAAAUUCAUCCUUUCACCUCCUUACAUGCGGGUUUUCAGUAAUUGAGUCAAAGUGGAGUUUAAGUUUGGGGCAGGGGGCAUGGGCUGAUAACUUACAAAAUAAUGGGCUCUGGUUGGUGAGUAACUACUCACUUGAGUUCCUUAUAUUUGACCUAAUUUAACUGGUGAAAUUUAAAUUGAAUUUAUGAGCUCAUCUUCAAAACUUUUGCUAAAAGAUUUUCAGCUGUUCCAAGUGGGACUUACUAACAGUAUGUAUAUAAAAAGAUCACAUCAGUGGAUGAGAGAUAUUUGAUCCCUUGUUUGCUUAAUAAAUUGUAAAAUGAUGGCUUGGAAAAGCAGGCUUACACUCUAACCAUGGUGCUAUUAUUAGGCUUGCUUGUUUAAACACAGGUCUAAGCCUAGUAUAUGAAUAAAACAAAUACUUAUGUUUCAUUUCUAUUAAUGAUUCCCAAACUUUGUUUCAGAUUUUUGUAUUGGCAUCUCUUUGGAUUUCAGACUUGACAUGUUAUUGAACCUGACUUUUUAUUUUCUGUCUUUGCUGCUUAAUUCUCCCUCUAUAGAUAGUUAUUUCAGUUCUUAAUAUCCUUACCCUGCCAUCCCUGAACUCUUACUAGCCCUUUUAAUUUUUGGCACUAUGAACCCUACAUAAGCCCCUAAACCCCCACCCCAGGAGACCAGAGACCUUCAUCCUUAAUGAAUUUUAUUCUCGGGAUGUGGUAGUACAGUGGGUGCCAUGACCAUAACAGUCAUGUGGUAGGAGGAGUCCCUUUUCCGUUGCUUUUCAGUUGCUUCAUCCUGUCUUGGGGGGGAAAGUUUUAAAAGCCCCUUUAGGAAUUUUCAGUUCAGUUCA
Molecule: messenger RNA, 2797 nt
Organism: Enhydra lutris kenyoni (northern sea otter)
Lineage: Eukaryota; Metazoa; Chordata; Mammalia; Carnivora; Mustelidae
Product: induced myeloid leukemia cell differentiation protein Mcl-1 homolog
Exons: 2
Coding region: 72-884 (270 amino acids)
Biological process (GO): mitochondrial fusion; intrinsic apoptotic signaling pathway in response to DNA damage; extrinsic apoptotic signaling pathway in absence of ligand
Cellular component (GO): mitochondrial outer membrane
Molecular function (GO): channel activity; protein heterodimerization activity; protein homodimerization activity
Source: RefSeq, a predicted model, not a curated record